AUGUCUGUUCAACACACACAAACAUCAAUGCAUCAUGUCCACAAAGAAGGGGAAUUAAUUUAUAUUGAAGCAAAAAGUAAUCUUUACCAUAACCGUGAAGGAAAAGAUUCUUUUGAAACUUUUACUUCGAAAACAUCUUGGGAGUUAUUUGAACGCCGUUGCCAUGAGUUACCAACAGCAGAUAUUUUGGGAUAUAAAACAAAACAGUCUGAUGGAAAAUAUAAUAAUUCUCAAUCCUUCUCUUGGUAUAAUGGUCAACAAGCUCUUGAACUUGCAGAAAACAUCUCAAGUGGGAUUAAAAAAGUAUAUAAUCUUCCUAAAAGAUCAAUGGUUGGUAUAUUUUUUCCUAAUAGAGCUGAGUGGAUUAUUAUUUCUCAAGCAUUACAUAGAAUUGGAUUAAUUCCUAUUCCAUUAUAUGCUACUUUAGGAGUUCAAUCAAUCAAUUAUAUUAUUGAUUUAACUGAUAUUGAAUUAAUUGUUGUUUCAUCUGAAACUAUUUCCAAGUCUACUGAAUUAAAAUCUAAAAGUCAUCAACUUAAAUACAUUAAUAUUGAUUCAAUAGUUCCAUAUUCUAAUCCUAUGAAUUUAGAUAUUCACUCUCUUGUUGAUAUUAUAUCAAUUGGUAAAUUAAAUCCAACUCCAGUAGAUCUUCCUUCUGUUGAUGAUAUUUAUUCUAUUUUCUUUACUAGUGGAACUUCAGGUAAUCCUAAAGGAGUUGUUCAUACUCAUAAAUCUUUCCACUCUGCUGUUUACUGUUUUACUUCAAUGAAUAUAUUUGAUAAAGAUACUGUUGCAUUAAAUAGAACAUCAUAUAGUUAUUUACCUUUAGCUCAUGUAUUUGAACAUGAAGUUACAUAUAUUUUUGUUUAUGGAUAUGGUAGAGUUGCUUUUAUGUGUGGAGGACUUGGGUGUUUACUUAAUGAAAUUCAAGAUUGUCAACCAGAUCAUCUUAUUGCUGUUCCAAGAGUAUUACAACGAAUUAAAAUGGCUAUGGAUGCAUACAUCGCAUCAUCUAAUUUUGUUUCGAGAUUAAUCACACCACCAUCAUAUCUUCUUGGAAAGAAAUUAAAAUCAAUUAUCAAUGGAUCAGCACCAAUCACAAUGGAAAUAUAUAAUUAUUUUAAAGAAAAUUUACCAAAUUGUCAUGUUCUUCAAGGAUAUGGAUCAACUGAAACAUUUGGUGGAGUAUGUUGUGGAUGUCCUGGGUUGAAUGAUCCAAAGAUUCUUUCUAUUGGAGUUCCUUUCUUACAUACAACAUUUAGAAUUAGAAGUGUUCCAGAUAUGGGAUAUCUUACUUCUAAUGAUCCACCACAAGGAGAAUUAGAAAUAAAAUCAGACAAUUUAUUUAAAGAAUAUUAUAAACAACCUGAGGUUACUUCAAAUUCAUUUACCGAAGAUGGAUUUUUUAUUACUGGUGACAUAGUUAAAUUGAACGUUGAUGGAACAAUUAGUAUUAUCGACAGAAGGUCCAAUUUAAUUAAAUUAGCACAAGGAGAGUUUGUUGCUGUAGAAAAUGUAGAACAAGCAAUGAUUUCAAAUAAAAUUGCACAAGCGUUUGUGCAUGGAGUAUCUACUGAUAAUUUUGUUGUUGCUGUUGUAGUUCCAACAAAAGAAGCAAGUGAUAUGAAAGAACAAGAAUUAUUAGAAUGGAUUACAAUGAAUCUUCAUGAAAAAGGAAUUCCAUCAUUUGCUAUUCCACGAGCUCUUUAUAUUGAACAUACACCAUUUAGUGAAGACAAUGAUUUAUUAACUCCUUCAAUGAAGUUAAGAAGAGCAAAUUUAAAGAAACAUUAUGCUGUUGAAAUUGAUAAAAUGAGGACAAAAGUUAAUGAUAUGAACUAA
Entamoeba dispar SAW760 is the source of this 1842-nucleotide messenger RNA. RefSeq names its product long-chain-fatty-acid CoA ligase, putative. Gene Ontology annotation, cellular component: membrane; endoplasmic reticulum. Bases 1 to 1842 code for a protein of 613 amino acids. The transcript has a single exon. Gene Ontology annotation, biological process: long-chain fatty acid metabolic process. Lineage: Eukaryota; Evosea; Mastigamoebida; Endamoebidae. Gene Ontology annotation, molecular function: long-chain fatty acid-CoA ligase activity. The record is from RefSeq and is a predicted model, not a curated record.